UAUAGUUUUGAGGGUCAUGCGGUAUAUUAUAACGACUCAUCCGCGGUCACACUGUUUAGGUGUCUCAAAUCGAUUUUUUAAAACUCAAAAAUACUCAAAUUCAGCACUGAAAACCGAAUAAAAUGGACGCAUUACAAGACGAGGUGGAAUCGCUGGAGGCAAUUCUAAUGGAGGAUGUUUGCAUCAAGCGCACUGCCAGCGGCGACGUGGACCUAAUCGAAACGACAGUUCUUCCGCUGACUGGAGAAGAGUCCGAGCAGCAGUACGUAUGUGUUACGCUGCAGGUUCAGCCGACGCCGGGUUACCCAGACGCCAGUCCCACAUUUAAACUGCUUCGACCCCGGGGGCUAGACGACGCUCGCUUGGAGGCCAUACGCACCGCCUGCAAUGUCAAGAUCAAGGAAUCGUUGGGCUUUCCCGUCGUCUUUGACCUGAUUGAGGUGGUGAGGGAGCAUCUGACUGGCAGCAACCUGCCCAGCGGACAGUGCGUUGUCUGCCUGUAUGGAUUCGCCGAGGGAGACGAGUUCACUCGAACCGAGUGCUUUCACUACCUGCACAGCUACUGCCUAGCCAGGCACUUGAAUGCACUGCGGCGCAACUACCAGGAGGAGUUUGAGAAGCUGCCCGCCUGGCUGCAGAAGACGGCCGAUCCCUUCCAGGCUUUGUGCCCCGUUUGUCGGGAACACAUCAGCGAUGAGUCAGACAGUCUGAAGUGCGCCAUGCCGCCCUCAGAGCUUAUCAACGCUCCCGAGUUCAAAGUGACCCAGGAGCUUAGAGAAAUGCAGCAGCGCAUGUCACAGCUGUAUCUGCAGCAAAAGAGUCGUGGGGCCAUCAUUGAUGUAAAGGCCGAUAGUGCUGCUGUCAUUUCCAUUGAGACGGAGGAGGAUGUACGGCGUCGUCGUCGUCGUGAAGAGGCGGAGGCCGCUAGGAAGUUGGAGGGACCAGCCAAGGACGAAGCCACAAAACCCACAAGCAGCUCUACUUUUGCACCCGUUGUGCAGGAGACGCAUCGUGUCAUGACAGAGCCGACAAACAACAACUAUCAGCAUCAUAAUCGUCGUCACUAUCGCGGCAACAGGCGCCAUCAGCACCAUGGACACCACCAUCGUGCCGACCGCGAUCGCGAGCCAAACCCGGCCGCAACUGGAGGCACUUCGGGCGCAAGCAGUGCCGCAACUACAGGGACAGGAAAGCAGGCAAAGGCUCAGUCUGCCUGCUCUGGCCCUACCAGGUGACAAUGGCUUCCAGAACUGAUGCGGCUCCGGAUACCCAUUGCGUUGCCAUGCUGCUAAUACACAAUCCAGCACCAUCCCAGACAGAGCAGAUUCUUUUAAGUUUCGUUUCGUGAGGCGCACUCGUUUCUGUGAAUGUUUUUUUUGUCGUAUUUAUGUUUAGUUAGCUUUAGCGAACCGGGUUAGCUAAUUUUCUAUUAACAUUGAUAUUUAGUUGUAUAUUAACUAUAAUGAUAUUUGUAAUGGUUUGCAAAAGACUUGCGGCACCAUGCCGAGACGAUAUUACGAUUACGAUUAUGAGAAUGAGGAUGAGGAUGACUAGGUUUGAUAGCUAGAGAGUAAAGCAAGCAUGUAUUUAGCAGCACCACUGGCAGCGCUGGCGUUGACGAAGCACUCCAUACCAUACGAUACGAUCCGAUACACACGACAGACACGAUGGCCAAGAAGACACUGAUAUUGAUAUUGAUAUUACCAUACGCAUCGCAUAAUCUGCAGUUGCUCUCAAUGUUUAGCAUAAAUAUUUAUCUCCCCCUUCCCCCUAUCUAGCAGUCGCUAGCAUCAUAAAUACUUGAAGUUGGAACCAACCACGAACCCCCAUCUAGUCAGUCAGCAAAAGGAAGGGAAGUUAGAUGUCAGAUGAGGCCCGAGACCGUGACAGAGACAGUGAAAUGCACUGUGCAUGCAUGCACAAAUUAAAUGUUGUAAUUUAUUGAGUGUUUGUGUAGAUAAAAAGACCUGUACAUCCGACAUCCGCAUGGAUCGACGAAGGUUAUACUCGUGUACAGUCAUACUCGGGUAUCGAAAAUUCAAUUUCAAUGUGUCAAAUAAAUAAUACGAUUGGGAACCAUAACGAAUAAAAUCAACUACCUAAAUCAUGGAAUAA
Drosophila subobscura is the source of this 2115-nucleotide messenger RNA. RefSeq names its product E3 ubiquitin-protein ligase RNF25. Bases 123 to 1235 code for a protein of 370 amino acids. Gene Ontology annotation, biological process: protein ubiquitination. The transcript is spliced from 3 exons. Gene Ontology annotation, molecular function: ubiquitin protein ligase activity; protein binding. Gene Ontology annotation, cellular component: nucleus. The record is from RefSeq and is a predicted model, not a curated record. NCBI's taxonomy places the organism in Eukaryota, Metazoa, Arthropoda, Insecta, Diptera, Drosophilidae.